AUGUCACCUAGCAUCGCAGUAAGGGAGAUUGGCAUUCUGAAGCCACGGAAGAAGUCUACACUCGAAUCUCUCAACAACGAUUGUCUGGCCUUGGUCUUCCAGGAAGUCGCCCUCACUUCGCACAAAUCAUUGCUUCCACUAUCUAGGGUCAAUCACAGGUUCUAUAUGCUCGUCGUUCGAUGGAUAUAUGGAGAUGUUUCAAUCAACAUCACGAAGGUGACUCACCUUCUAUUGCUGAAGCGCCUUCUACAACCACGCUCGAAAUUGGCAUCAUACAUCCGCUAUCUGGAGAUCACGCCUGCCGAUUCCACGCCAUUCUGGUUCCUUCAGGAUGUGGUCAACGUCUUGAAAAGGCUGGCAGUCUUAUAUACGUUUUGCUGGAAUGUAUUUUCGAAUGUAUAUCCCUUGAUCCUUUGCGAGCUGGUGAGAUUUCCAAAAGCCACACUCGUGGUCCGGGGUAACAAGAUAGCUUACUACGCCUCGUCUCCUGGUGAUAAGACGCUUACGCUGCUUCAUGUUUUCCCGGCUAGCCGACUCGCCUUUCCCAAUGGCAAUCUUACCGAGUUCACAUUCGAUGCUCAGCUCCCUUCGCAGAUCUACGAUAACUUCAAGGAAGAUAUACUGAAGUUAAUGGUAAACAACCCAUCACUGGCCACGCUUUCUCUCCAACCAAGGCACUUUUCGCUUCAGGCAUUCCCACAGAUGCUGGACGUUUUCCGCUCUGGCAACGUUCCAAACCUCAUACAUCUUGCUGUCCGUGGCUGGGCACUUUCGAUUUUCCAUCAGGACGAAUUAAAGCUAUGGGGUCAGAAAAUAGGCUGGGAACGCCUGCGCACGCUUUCGAUCGACAUAUCAGCCUUUCCGGCUCUAGUCGGAAAGACGCCAGUACUGGCCGAUCUAGAGUUGACAGCGACAACAAGUGCAGACCUCAUUCAGCUUCAGCUCCAACUGUUGGAAAUGGAAUAUCCAGUUGGAUGUUUGCUACCAAGGCUGACCGAGUUUCAUCUGAGGACCCCGCUCGAUAGGAUGCUUAUAUCAACAGCACGCCGUCCCGCGUUGAUCUUACCGAUGAUCCUCUUCAGGAUCAUGCCCAAAAUACUCACCAUGAACAUGGGGAGCAGCUACACGAUGAGCAUCAAUACAGUCAGCUUUGUACCGAUGAUUUUGGCGACCCCGGCGGCGCAGGACAUUGACAAAUUGCGAAAGUAUUGUCCAAUCAUACAAAAACUAUCCAUCGACAUUAAUCUCGACCAAGGUUGGCCAUUCGAUGUCCUCAAAAAGGUUGCUCGCUUUAAGGACCUGCACUAUCUGACGCUGAUGCUACAUUUUGAACAUUUGAACAACGCAAAGAAACGGAUGACACUCUCGAACUGCAAAGACGCCUUUGGGUAUAUCGCCCGAUCACGGCAUUUGCCACACGGCAAGCAGGAUCUACGCGAACGGCUUGUUGUCAGAUUCAAACUCGCGCGGAUGAAUGACGAUGACACUGCUAUAAGAAGAGGCUUUGAUAUGCCAGACUACGCAGUCUGGACAGACGCCGUAGGGAUACUUACAAAGACCUACAAGUACGAGGCGCCUUCUCGUACAAAACCUGUCUCUACUCUUGUUGCCUUGUCCAAUGAGCAACUUGAUAAGAGAGCACAGAAGGAGUGGCGUGUGUGGUACUUCACAAAGCCGUUCCUGCCGUUUUUGACAAAGUACCACGACCGAGCUGCUUCGAACUUGCAGAGAUUGUGGCAGGAGAGCCAGAGGCGGCAAUUUGAGGCUACAGGGGGCAGCCCUACCAACAUGGACAAACAGGUGACGUUGUUCGAUCAGUGGAGUGGGGAAGAGUGA
Messenger RNA from Didymosphaeria variabile, 1836 nucleotides. RefSeq lists its product as uncharacterized. NCBI's taxonomy places the organism in Eukaryota, Fungi, Ascomycota, Dothideomycetes, Pleosporales, Didymosphaeriaceae. The record is from RefSeq and is a predicted model, not a curated record. The transcript has a single exon. The coding region runs from base 1 to 1836 and encodes 611 amino acids.